This is a messenger RNA of Tricharina praecox, 1361 nucleotides long. Its product is annotated as putative serine family amino acid catabolism-related protein. Bases 224 to 1270 code for a protein of 348 amino acids. The transcript has 2 exons. Gene Ontology annotation, biological process: L-serine catabolic process; L-threonine catabolic process. Gene Ontology annotation, molecular function: threonine deaminase activity; L-serine ammonia-lyase activity; pyridoxal phosphate binding. The record is from RefSeq and is a predicted model, not a curated record. NCBI's taxonomy places the organism in Eukaryota, Fungi, Ascomycota, Pezizomycetes, Pezizales, Pyronemataceae.
ACGAGUCAUACGGGUGAUCUACAUACAGCUGCCUGCUAGAGCUCUAUAUACCUCGUUAUACUCUUCUAAUCCAUCUCCAUUGUUCUGAGUAUCACCACCCAGCACCUUCUGUACACACAGCUGCUAGAGCUUUAUAUACCUCCUUCCACUUCUCUAAUCACCCUCUAUUGGUCUCGGUAUCACCACCCAGCACUUUCUCCAGCUUCCCCUACAGACAACAGCAAUGACGAUCCCCACCGCGCCCUCGCCCUCUUCCACCACCUCCACCCUUCCCCCCGCCCCAUCGCGGCCCUGGAUCCACACGCCUUUGAUCCCGUCUGCCACACUCUCCACCCUAGCGGGGUGCACCGUCCUUCUCAAGCUCGACCUGCACCAGCCGAGCGGCUCCUUCAAAUCGCGCGGGGUGGGCUACCAAAUCCUGCAGAUCCUCCGCUCGCACUCCCUUGUCUCCAGCAGCACAGCGCACAUCUACAGCUCAUCUGGGGGCAACGCGGGCCUAGCGGCGGUGCACGCGUCCCGCAUGCUAGGAGCACGAUGCACCGUCGUGGUGCCCGAGAGCACGUCCGCGUUCAUGGCGGAGAAGGUGCGGGCGGCGGGCGCGGAACAGGUGCUGGUCUGCGGGAAGAGCUGGGUCGAGGCGGAUCAGCACGUGAGAAUGCUGGUGGAGCAGGAUAAGGACGGGUACUACUGCGCGCCGUUUGAUCAUCCCGAUGUCUGGGAGGGCAAUGCGACGUUGGUCGAUGAGAUCCUAAAGGAUAUGAACGGCGACGUGCCGGAUGCGGUCGUGGCGAGUGUGGGUGGUGGAGGUCUGUUGGUGGGCUUGCAGCUGGGGCUCGAGAGGAGCGGGUUGGAGGAGAGGACUAGAAUGGUCGCCGUCGAGACGAGGGGCGCCGAGAGUUUGAAUGCUAGUCUUAGGGAGGGUAGGCUGGUUACUCUCGAGGAGAUCACGAGUAUUGCGACGAGUCUGGGUGCGAGGACCGUCGCGGAGAAGGCGUUUGAAGUUGGGUCGUGGGGGAACGUCAUCUCGAGGGUGGUGAGUGAUGGCGCGGCGGCGAGGGCAUGUGUAAGGUUUGCAGAGGAGGAGAGGAUGUUGGUUGAGGCGGCGUGUGGGGCCAGUUUGGCGGCGGUGUAUGAACUUGGCUUGAGGAAGAUGAUGCCCGAGUUGACGAGUGAGAGUAAGGUGGUGGUCGUGGUUUGCGGAGGUAGCAAUGUCAACUUGGAGAUUCUGGAGAAGUACAGGACGGAAUAUCCACUUCAGCAGAAAGCAUAGACACCGAGAGAGAGAUAGAGAGAGAGAGAAAAGGAAGAUACAUAGAGCAUCAUAAUUUUGGAAGUAUGUAGGAGAAUAUAAUAAAUUUCAU